CCGCGGGAAGCGGCGCAUGGCGGGCUCGGGGCUGCUGGGCCGGCUGUGGAGCCGCCUGCGGGCGGCAGCGACGGGGGGGUCGCUCGGGGCGGCGGCGGCUCCAGCGGCUCCAGGCGGCAGGGGGCAGCUGGGCUUCAUAGUCAGGCACAUUAACAGUGCGACGUGGUGGCAUGAGCAUCUUUCCGAAGAGAAUGUCGAGUUCCUGAAGAAGAUAACUACGGAGGAAUCCAAAGCUCAGACAGCCAGCAAGCUGUGCCCUCUGAAAGAUGAGCCGUGGCCGCUGAAUGAGUGGAAACCAGAUUCCGUCAGAGUUGGUGUUGUUGCGGUGAAACUGGGAAUGAUGCCAAUAUGGACCAAGUCAGGAAAAAAGCAUGCUGUUACACUACUUAAGGUGCAAGAUUGCCACGUUUUAAAAUAUAUUUCAAAGGAAGAGUCUGGUGGAAAAUCAGCUAAACUACUUGUUGGAGGCAAAAAUGUAUCUCCUUUUUCUAGAUCAGAGUCUGCAAUGGAAAUUUUUAGAGAAGCUGGAGUACCACCGAAGCAGAAACUUACAAUGUUUAAUGUCACAGAUGAUGCCCUAGUUAAACCAGGCACUCCUUUGUAUGCUGCUCACUUCCGCCCAGGGCAGUUCGUGGAUGUUACUGGAAAAACGAUUGGUAAAGGAUUUCAAGGUGUCAUGAAGAGGUGGGGGUUUAAAGGCCAGCCUGCGAGCCACGGGCAGACAAAAACUCACAGACGUCCUGGAGCAUUAUCUACCAAUAAAGCUGCCAAAGUUUAUCGUGGAAAGAAAAUGCCUGGUAAAAUGGGUAACAUCUAUAGGACAUCUUUCGGAUUAAAGGUGUGGAGGAUAAACACAAAACAUGAUAUUAUUUAUGUGAAUGGGUCUGUUCCAGGUCACACAAAUUGUCUGGUGAAGGUCAAAGACAGCAAAUUGCCUACUUACAAGGAACAAAAUAAAAACCCUCCAUUCCCUACGUUUUUUGCUGAUGGAGAUGAAAAACUACCAGAAGACUUGUAUGAUGAGGAGAUGUUCCAGUUCACAGAUCCAUCUGUCACAUAUACAUAAUGUUCUUCACAUCUUUGAAAAAACAUAAUUUUGUUAUUUUCACAAACCUUGCAAUGCUGUUUGAGAGUAAACCUAUGAACUGCAGUCUGAUCAACUGACUUGAACACUUCAGGUAUUGCCAUUUUGGUCAGGUAAUAAGAUUUACCACUGUCAACUGCAAUCUGUAAAGCAGCAAGUGAAUCUUAAGGGCAGGUUGUAAAGACCACCAAACUUGUUUAUCCACAGUGGUCUCUUGUUUGGUGUUUCAGGCUGUAAAAAGUUAUCUGUUGCUGAAAAACUGUUGCUUUGAAGAUGGUUCCAUUUACUUUUCUGAAUGCUACCAAACUUUCUAUUUCUCUUUUGUGGAAGGUAUGCUGGCCAACUCAUAAUCCAAAAAAACUUUCAGAUCUGCUUUGACAUCUGGGGGGGAUGGAUAAAUCAGAUGUGAGUCCAACUUCGUGAAGAAUAAUCCAAAAUAAAACAGGAAAAUACAUUGCUCUGUAGCAGCAUGAGCUUGUUUUGUUUACUUCUUUUCACCAGAGCUCUUUCUCUCCUUUUGCUUUAACAUCAUGUUGAGUUUAAUGUAGCAGGUACCCACCAAAUUUUCCAAAGGAAGGGUGAUGCCAACCACUGUCUGUCUCUUCAGCAAGUACUGGCAGUGUAUAUGA
Molecule: messenger RNA, 1713 nt
Organism: Cuculus canorus (common cuckoo)
Lineage: Eukaryota; Metazoa; Chordata; Aves; Cuculiformes; Cuculidae
Gene: MRPL3
Product: mitochondrial ribosomal protein L3
Exons: 10
Coding region: 17-1066 (349 amino acids)
Biological process (GO): translation
Cellular component (GO): ribosome; mitochondrial large ribosomal subunit
Molecular function (GO): structural constituent of ribosome
Source: RefSeq, a predicted model, not a curated record